AUGACGGGCCCAGGGCGAUCACCAUCUUCGCCAUGGGGACAGGCGACACAAACACUUACCCUGGAGAACCCAAGCCCCCAACCUUUUCAUAACGCUCGACCCUCACCUACGAAUGGCAUGCACUCUGUCAGCAACGCCUCGGACAAGCCCAGCCCGAAUUACUUUGGUAUCGCGGUUGGGCAUUCGCAUAACUCACCCAACUCCAAUCCCGGAUUCCAUACACAGAAGAACUGGAGCUCGUUUCAACCUGCACAAUCAUUGCCCAGUCCCACCAAAUUACAACUCUAUUCACAAGAGUCGAUGUCAGAGGGUUUGGUCAAUUUGUUGAGAACAGAAUCGGACCUUGAUAAAGACCGACGAGAAUCGUUGGGUUAUUCAUCUAAUGGUAAUCAAUCUCCCGAGAAAUUAAACGUGGCGAGUUGGUCUCACGGCUUUUCUGGUCCAUUAAGUUCUCCAAAUAGGAAAAGUUCACUCGCCUCUGUACCGGAAGCCUCUCCACCUUCUCGGUGGAUCUCAGCUGAUCGUAGUGCUGAACUGCUUCGAUCUUCCCCACGUGGCAUUCUUCUAUUAGAUGUUCGACCUUUUGCUCAUUUCUCAAAAGGCAAUAUCAGUGGCUCGCUGAAUCUUUGUAUUCCAACCACUCUGCUGAAGCGCAGGUCGUUUGACACUCAGAAAUUGGAAAACACAUUCACCAGUGAUCAUGACAAGCGACAUUUUGCGCAGUGGAAAGAAUGCAAGGCCAUCAUCGUCUAUGAUUCUGCGACAACUGACCCGAAAGAUGCCGUUCCCCUCUCUAAUGUCAUCAACAAAUUUCAACUCGAAGGCUGGACGGGCGAGGGGAUGAUCUUGCAGGGUGGCUUCAAAGACUUCUCGAGUCACUUCCCAGACUUGCUUCACCGACCAAAGUUGCAGCCGGCCAAUGUACCUACUAAGAAAAGAUCCCCCAUGAGCAUCGAUCUCCCAUCAAUAGCCCCUGUCGUUGGAGGCUGUGCUCUGCCCGAGUCAUCAUCGGCAGUCAAUCCCUUUUUCAGCAACAUUCGACAAAACAUGGAUCUGUUGGGUGGAGUCGGUCAAAUUCCUUUGAGAUUACCACAGGGCCUCACAGAACGCAAGCGAAAGCGGCUUCCAUCUUGGAUUCAAAAUGCUUCUGAGACCAAAGAUCAAGGUCGCUUGGUUUCGGAGACGUUUCUCGAUUUGGAGAAGGAAGAGUUGCAGCGCAUGAAACAGGCGCUGUCGUACGAUGGACCUUCCGCGGAUACCGGGGGCGCGUCUAAGAAAUACAGAGUAGCGGGUAUUGAAAAGGGCACCAAAAACCGGUACAACGAUAUUUAUCCGUUUGAACAUUCCCGCGUUCGGCUCGAAGGCGUCCGCCUAGGCGAUUGUGACUAUGUCAACGCCAAUCAUGUCCGAGCUGAAUUUACCAACCGCCAAUAUAUUGCCACGCAAGCCCCGGUGCCUGAUACAUUUAAUGACUUCUGGCGAGUGGUUUGGGAACAAGACGUACGGGUCCUCGUUUCAUUGACUGCCGAGGUAGAACGAGGACAGGUGAAAAGUCAUCCAUACUGGAAGACUGGGAGUUAUGGACCAUUUCAAGUGAAAGCUUACUCCGAACAAUCUAUUCAUGUCGAAUCUCAGAGUGCAGCAGGCAAACCAAGUCAAUCUCCUGACGGAAAUAAUGAGAAUCCUGUCAUUACCGUGCGACAUUUCAGUCUUUACCACUCAGAAAUGCCGUUCCAACCCCUUCGGGAUAUCACACAGCUCCAUUAUCCUUACUGGCCCGAUUUCGGAACAACGUCACAGCCAGCGCAUCUACUCACUCUAAUUGAGCAAUGCAACAAAGCCGUUCGUGCUAGCAGCAACUCUGGAUUUAGUAGCCAAGACGCCGAACCCAAGGGUCAGCGACCAGUCUUGGUGCACUGCAGUGCAGGCUGUGGCCGUACCGGUACUUUUUGUACGGUUGAUAGCGUGCUGGACAUGCUCAAGCGGCAACAAAACUCGAAUGCACAUUCUUCAGAAUCACCCGAAUGGACGAAGGAUUACCAUCGCGACUUAAUUCGCAAGGCUGUCGAAGAUUUCCGGACUCAGCGACCAAGUAUGGUGCAGAAUCUGAGUCAAUAUGUGCUAUGCUACGAAAGCGUGCUCGAAUGGCUUGUUACUCGAAUGGAUAACGAGUCUUCUUGA
Messenger RNA from Penicillium angulare, 2181 nucleotides. RefSeq lists its product as uncharacterized. The record is from RefSeq and is a predicted model, not a curated record. The coding region runs from base 1 to 2181 and encodes 726 amino acids. Gene Ontology annotation, biological process: protein dephosphorylation. Lineage: Eukaryota; Fungi; Ascomycota; Eurotiomycetes; Eurotiales; Aspergillaceae. The transcript has 3 exons. Gene Ontology annotation, molecular function: protein tyrosine phosphatase activity.